Zootoca vivipara (common lizard) is the source of this 8291-nucleotide messenger RNA. It is a transcript of the gene SLC2A4RG, whose product is annotated as SLC2A4 regulator. NCBI's taxonomy places the organism in Eukaryota, Metazoa, Chordata, Lepidosauria, Squamata, Lacertidae. Gene Ontology annotation, cellular component: nucleus. Gene Ontology annotation, biological process: regulation of transcription by RNA polymerase II. The record is from RefSeq and is a predicted model, not a curated record. Gene Ontology annotation, molecular function: DNA-binding transcription factor activity; RNA polymerase II cis-regulatory region sequence-specific DNA binding.
GGGGAGGAGGAGGAGGAGGAGGAGGAGAAGCCGAAGGCAGCGCGGGCAGCAGGCGGUGGGGAAGGAGAGGGGGGCGUGGUCCGGGGGGAGCCUCUCUCUCCCUCGCUUGGCUGGCUGGCGGGAGGGAAAGUCUCCGAGGCAGCGCGGGGGGCUUCAUCCUGCACAGCUUCUGCGGCGGCCCCCCUCCUCGUCGUCGCCCCCCCCUCUUCACCCCAAUCAUGGAGCCCAAGCCGCGUCUUUUCAAACGCUUCGCCUCCUCAGGCGGCAGGAUCUGCUCCCCGCCGCCCGGCUUGACGUCCGCGGGACCCUGCUGCCCCGACGGCAGCCCCCCGGCGCCCGGCUUGUGCUGCGGGGUGAUCUCCGCCUCUUGCAAACCGCUCGCCUCCCCGUACCCCCCUUCCUCCUCCUCCUCCGAGGCGGCCAGCAACGCUGUCUACACGGUGCUGGUGGAAGAUCCGGCGUCGAUCCGGAGGAGGUCCCGGCGCCGGAGCUGCGAGGACGGCGCCGGCAGGAGCUCCCCGGCCGGUAGCAAAGGCAGGCUCCAGCUUUUGCAAAAGAGUCCUGCCCACUGCAGUGGGAAGGGGCUUCCGGUGGAAGCGGAGCCGAUCAACGGGAGGCCGAGGCACCUGUCCGAUCCCUCGGUGCUGAAGCGGCCGGAGGAAGAGGCGGCGGCGCUCCGACUCCUCGACCAGGGCCCUCUGCAUCAUUCAGCCUACAUCCCAGUACCCAGGCAAAGAAAGUUGUCUGAAAAGGCGGGGAUUGAUGAGGUCAUAGCGGCUGCAGUCCUCACGAGCCUGUCCACCAGCCCGGUUGUGCUUAACCACCCAUCCAACGGUUUCAGCGCAGAAACCAACGGUGAUGUUUGGAAGGAAGUUCCGGCCAUGUCCUCCAGCUGCAGCAGCAGCAGUAACAACAGCGGUGACUGGGGCUGGGACCCUCCCAGUGACCUCUCCACCCCCUCGACGCCGUCUCCACCGCUGUCCACGGAGGCUCCCGCCAGCUUCCUUCCCUCGCUGCAGUCGGAGCUGGAGGAGACCGAGGCGACCCACUUCCUGUUUGGUGACCCCAUCCCCAGGAAGAGGAAGAACUCCACCAAGGUGAUGUUCAAGUGCUUGUGGAAGAACUGUGGGAAGGUGCUGAGCAGUUCCUCUGGGAUGCAGAAACACAUCAGGACCAUCCAUCUGGGAAGGAAAGCUGACCUGGAUCAGAGCGACGGGGAGGAAGACUUCUACUACACGGAGCUGGACGUCAACAUGGACUCCUUGACGGACGGCCUGUCCAGCCUGACGCCCGUCUCCCCCACCUCCUCCGUGCCCCCGGCCUUUCCCGCCCUGGAGGAGGUGCAGCCAGCGUCAGGGGUUCCUUCGUUCAGUCCGGACAUUUCCGCGGCGCCUCAACUGAGCCAGCCGACGCACAUGGCUAUCCUCAGCCAAUCGGCCCCCACGAGUGUCUGCCACAUCCAGGCCGACCAUGCGUACCAGGCAACGGGUCCUGCUGGCGUGCUGGCUGAUCUGAAAGUGCCACCCACUGGAAUGGAAAUCAGCAUAUCAUGGCAGCAGCCAACAUUUUUCCCACCUCUGCCCCCUGUCCUUUUUAAAAGCCCCCCGGGCUGCCUAACCCCUAUCCGGCCUGCUGACGUAGGAGAAAAGCGCCCACAGGUCCCUCCUGUGCCCGCUGCCAAGGGGCACCCACCAGUGCCCUCUUCCAUGCCAAAGCCUGCCACGGGCACAAGGAAGCCUCGCGGCGAGGCCAAGAAGUGCCGCAAGGUGUACGGGAUGGAGAACCGCAGCAUGUGGUGCACGGCCUGUCGCUGGAAGAAGGCCUGCCAGCGGUUUGUCGACUGAGCCGAGUCUCCCUGCAGCCCAGCUCCGGGGAGGCCGCCCGCCCGGGCUCCCCCCCUCCUCGUCGCGCGAUUUGCACUUCUGUGCCUUCCAGCCUGGUCGUCCGUCCGCCCCCUUCCUGGCAGCACCUCCCUCUCCCCCACCCUGCCCCCACCCAAGGUGGGGACUCCCAUCUGUGCCUUGGCUCAGGAAAAAGGAGAGAGUCUGCCGCGGACGGUGGCAUUGUAGCUUUGCAAGGAGGAAGGAAGGUGAACCUCUGCCUUUCCCAAGCUGUGCACGGCCCAGGCAGGCCCUCUCGACGCCCACAAUAGGAACACUCUGGUGCUCUUUUAUCCUAACCUUUUUUUUAAAAAAAGACCUGCCACCAACCUUUCUCGGCCCAAUGGCAGCUUUUUCCACAUCCACACAUGUGAAGAUCGAGCCUUUUUUGGGGGGUGUGUGUUUUCUGUUUGAAAUAAGCUAUUUCUUUUCCUUCUCCCCAUAUCCUUACCUCCUCUCCUUCUCGUAGCCUUAAGGUCAGGGGUGGGGAGCCUGUAGCCUUCCAGAAGAUGCUCAACUGCAGCUCCCAGCAACCCUGGCCGUUGGCCACGCUGGCUGGGGCUGAUGGGAGUUGGAGUCCAGCAACCCUUGGAGAGGGCCCCCCACCCCUGCUCUCUAGGGUCUGAGGCGAGGGGGGCAGCCAGCAGUGCCCUGUGAGAAGGCUGCCGAACCCAAAGAGCCAAUUCAAGGCAGGCCGAGCCAAUGGUUGCUCUUCCUGCCUUCAGUGGAAAGGAGAGCAAGUUUUUAUCCCAUGGCUAACAGAGAACACAGACUUUUGCACCUGGGCUUUCCUCCUCUUCUCCUCCUGCAUUUUCUUUUUCAUUAUUUUGCUUUGGUCUGCUUAACAAAUGGUGAAUCAGGCAUUAGACAGAAAGGAAAAUGCCCAGACCCAGCCCUUCAGCUGUUUUCACAUAUUGGUUGCAACACAAUUUUCAGAAACACAAAGGUGUUUUUUUGUUUGUUUUUGUAUAGAUUUUGAAGGUAACGAGUCUAAUCUAGGACUCUGAUGCAGUUUUUUUUUGGGGGGGGGGCCGAAUCUGUAGGGUGUCCUUGGAGCCUGAGAAGUUUUAUCUCCCCGUCUUCAUUCACUACCUGCCUUCUCUCUUCCACCUCCACCUUCCAAGGCACGGAGAAGAAGGCUGCAUUAUAGGAAACGUCCAGACUUUUGCAACCUGGCUUAAGAAUGGUCCCAUGGUGGGUUUGAAUACCUUGGUCUCUUGCAAGAAAUAAGCUAUCCACGGGAAAGGCAACCUGCUCUUUUCCCCCCACAAGAGCCGGAAUGAAUUGCAAGUUGCUCUGACCACACAAAAGAACACUUCAACUUCCGUAUGUGCAAUCCCAGACUUUCUCGAAUUUUGUGUGUGCUGGCAGGAAAUCAGGAAAUGGAUCUGCGGCAGGUUUUGACUUGGGUGCCAGAUGUGGGUGGCAAAGUUGAAAUCUCAGUGACAAGACUCGCAACUCCCUCCCACCCGACAAUUCUGGCUCGAAUUUUAAUUUUGGAAUCAGGAUUUUCUGAGUUUCGUAUUUGGAGGAACCUUGCCAAAUGUCGAACAUUGAGGUUUCAUUUAGGUCUGUUUUUUCCAUCUCCCUUCCACCUUCUUCUGAACUGCUUAUUUUGGGGGGAGUAAUUGCCAUUUUGUAGCUGUUCUUGGGGUGGGGUGGGGUCCGAACCAAGCAGUGGUGAGCUUGCUUGCACUUAAAUGCACCAGAUGCCAGAAUGAUGUGCUUUAAAUGUAAUUAGUCCAUUGCACCUGUGUCAUUGGACACACUGCAAAGGCAUAACCUUUCUGGAGAACUCUACGCAACCUUCCCAGCCAACCACCUCAUGCCUUGGGGUCUCCCUUUCAUUUGGGGUGGGGAGGGGUCGCUCUUGUGCAGUGGGAGAGUCUACAUUGCAGCUGUUUCCUAAACCUUUUUUUUUUAAUUUGGGAAAGUGAACAUUGAUUCCCCAUUCCCCUCAAGUAUCGCACCUGUGAAACAUGUUGGUAUUCUUACUCAAAUUUCACCCAUCUCCAUAAAUAUUUAGCUAGGCUGUUAGAAUUUUUUCCUUUUUUUGUUUUAGGAGCCAGGUCUUUAUAACCAAACUAAUCCCGUUAAGGUUUUAAAUUUUUCGCCCUUUGUUUUUUUUUAUAUUUUCGUGCCACACUUCAACCCCUUAGAUGUUUCUUGUAGUAGCUAAAAUGGCUACUUGUCUGAAAGACAGACUUUGUAAAGUUUGGUAGCUAUUAAUGGGAAUCCAUGGUCCUCAGAUAAAAUCUGCUUUUAGCCAAAAUGUACCCAGAGGGAACCGCGCUGAAACGAUAAGCAGCGGCAGGAGUGUGUUUCCAUUCUUGCACCGCUGCCUUAUUUCAGCGGCAUUUGCACAUGUCUUGCACAUUUCCAAGGUGCCUGCGCCUAUCAUCCUCAUGCUUUGAAAAUGAGGGUGAUCAGCUUUGGGAACCAGACUGCCGGGAAAUGCCUCAUUGGAUCGCCACUCUUUGCACUAUACCAAACUGCACAAGGAUUUGAGGGUUUUUUUUGGGGGGGGUAUGAUGUUCUUUAAGAAAUCGAAUGGUAGCAAAGUUUGCAUUUUUAAGGCCCACCUCCCCGUAAUACACAAGGUGAACGUUAGGUGGUUGGGGAGGUUUAUCCUGUUAACUUUGGAAAAGUAUGGCUUCCAUUUUUGUAGAGGGAAUGAACCUCGCUCCCCACCUGCAGCUUUCUCUCUCCCUCUCACUUUAAGCAAAACUGCACUGGCUGGUGAGAGAGGUAGUUCUUCUCUCUCCCUGCCGCCCCCGCCCCCCCAUUUUUUAAAAAAGCUUUGCUGUGCAGUCUCUUGCCUGCAGUGGAAUGGACAAAGUCCUCCCGGGUUGUUAACGUUGGAAGAUAAUCAGCCCUUUUCCCAUCGCCCCUAUUCAAAGUGGCCUUUUGGAGACGAAGGCUGCAGUCCUUUGUGUGCUUACAUAGCAGGACGCCCUCUUGCGGGACCUGCUUCUGAGUAAGCAGUCAGAUUGUGCUGCAUGGCAAGCAUGUGUGUGUGUGUGCGCAGAGGGAGCUUUAUUUUAUAUAUAAAUAUAUAUAUAUAAAAGCAGCUUUGGAAUCUGUUAAAAAAUUCAGAUUAUUUUAUUGUAUGAAAUCUCGGGUGCCACACCUUAGAGAGAUUAGGGCAGCAGCUCUCCAUUGAAUGUAGACUUACUCCUGAGUAAGCGUGGGCAGGAUUGUGCUCCAAGGGUCUGGAGCUUGCUUGUAAGCACUUGCAUGUGAACCCAACUGAAGUGAAUGGGACUUACCUCUGAGUAAACGUGGUUAGAACAUGAGACCAACCCUAGAUGUUCAAGAGAGGCACAUGGAACAACAGACUGUACCGUUUCAAGAGUAUAAAUUGGGGGUGUUGCUGGUACCUCUCCAAUAUUCAUGCACAGUUUUAAAAGCAUGGCAGAGUAAAUGCGAAGUUGGAAUCUUUCUCGCAUGCUUGUUUUGUAUAUCCAGGGGAUUUUCUAACCUGGAACAGCAGCAACUUCCACUGCCUGCAGUAGGAAGCCACUAUAAGCGCCAGCAGCAGAAGACUGUGAAAACAAUCCUAGUCAUAGGAACUUGGCUUGUCAAGGGAUGAGCCCCCACCCUUCUCUGUUAAAUAGACUGCCACCUUGUGGCUGGAGGUCAAGUGGUACUUUUGCCCCAAUGGCACUUGACCUAGAGCAGGCACCCCCAAACUUUGGCCCUCCAGAUGUUAUGGAGUACAAUUCCCAUUUUCCCCGACCACUGGUCCUGUUAGCUAGGGAUCAUGGGAGUUGUAGGCCAAAACAUCUGGAGGGCCGCAGUUUAGGGAUGCCUGCCCUAGAGCAACCUUUUUCAAUACUGAGUCCCCAGAUAUUGGACUGCAACUCCCCAUCAUCCCCGCCCUCUGGUCCUGCUAGGUAGGAAUGAAGUGACACAAAGGAUCUGGUGUAUACACCAUGCCCUCUAGGUCUCAGAAGCUGUAAAGUGGACUGUGGAAUUUGAAUCUUUCCAGUAGAAUCGAAGCUUUUUAAGUUGGCAACCUUACUCCAUUUUCUUCCUCCCCCCCCCCCGCCCACUUACUUAAACCAGCAAGCCUCUGCUUUAACUUCAAAUGGCAAAAGAAAAUACUAAAAGAAUAUUGACAGCCUUAGAGGCUAUUUUCUUAUGUUAUUGGGUUAAAUCAGUGGUUUCCUUGCACUUGUUCCUCCCACAAGAAACCAAUUGAGAUGAGGGCUUAUCUGCACUUCCUCUCGCCCAGUUGCUCCCCUCCCCCUGAAAACCGCCCUCUAGUGUUCAAUUGAGCAAACUGCAAUCGGGUUUUCUGCAGAUUGCUACGGUAUUCGUUGUUUGGAGGAAACGGCUCAGAACUGUGCUUCCUAGGCAUUGGAGAAGCGCAAGUGUGGACAAGCCCUGACACAGUUGCAUGAAAUUUGCAUAUGAUGGUUAAUAUGUAUAGGAGCACAAACAUGUUGACUUGCAGAUUGGGGGAUAGAUAGGAGUCACAUGGUCAGAUGCAAAAGGCUUGGGCCUCCUGGGUUUUAACAGCACCCCUGGUGGGAGGGCUUUUUGUCCUCAGAAAUUUCAGCAGAAACAAAACACUUUAAAAACGCAGCCCAGACUCCUCGAGCACUCCAUGGGUGUUUGCAUUUCAACUGGGAUGUUCACAGCUUGAAAUCUAACCUUAACUGUGCUAAAAUACCAUCACUUCUAAAUCACCGUAAGCCUUAAUAAAGAGAGAGAGAGAGAGAGAAACUCAGGCAAGUAAUAAAAAGGGAGGUGGGAGAGAUACCUUUCCGCAAGUAAAAUUUGCAGUGCCCAGUGGUGAUCUCCAGCUAACAUGUUGUAUCUGUGCAAGGAUUUGAACUUGUGCAGUAGAUUGCCCUCCUCUACACCCCCUCCCUGCACAUGAUCCUAAAUUUUCUCUGGAUGGUUGGUGGUGGGAACCCAUAGCAUAUUUAGGAGAGAGCAUUGGGGGGGGGGGAAUCUAUUGCACUAGUUUAAAUCUGUGUGCUGACAGAACAAGUUCCUUAGUUCUACUUUGUAUAUACCUCCUGUACUGCAGGCAGUUGGAAAAGUCAGUCAAACAUGAAUUAGGUUCUGCCCUGUGCAUACCUUUUGGACAUUUUAACAUUUGAGUGGGAUUAUAGCCAUUAACUAAAUCCUCAAACAAGGGCGAUCAGAUAAAACAGAAUAAAAGGGUCUUGGGAGUAGGUUGGGGAAAAUACCAGGCUUUUCAUUGGCAUCCUAUCUGUUAAAAACUCCCUGCAGGUAAAAAGCUAGCACAACAUAGAGCAGAGCUGCGUGAGAUCCCUUCUCAAUAUGCUGAAUUUCCACUUCCAGGGAGUUGUUUUAUGAAGGGUUUGCAUUCAACUCUGGUUUCUACAAGCUGCUGCUGCUGCUGCUGCUCGUGUAGGCUAAAAGCCAUUUUAAUGGCCAGACUGGUCUGGCCCAAGACCGUGCCAGCCAAGAAUGCCCUCUGUUCUUACUGGUCAAGAGCUGUUGGGUUAGAUUAGGUCCUUAGUGGGGAGACGAGGAUGGCUGGUAGUUUCCAAAUGGAGAUCAACACAGAGCAAUGUUCCCCUACCCUCCUUUUUGUGAGGGACUCUGGCUUCUCUGAGGAAAGGUUGCCAUUCCGCAACCUCCCUAAACAGUUUCUUUGCCAUUAGCAACUGCAAGCAGCAGAGAAUACAUGCAAGAAUUCCCCAGCGUAAAGAUGCUUUCAACUUGAUUCAUAUUUAUGGCUUUGUCUUUUCUGUACAUUGCUUUGAAUAUCAAUCUAGCAAAGCAAAACAACACAUUAAAAAAAUAGUGGGACAGCUCACUCUUGGCAGGUGCAACAAAAUUGGGGUCAAAUUGCCGGCUGCGCCUUGCAUCAGUGGAAUGUGGAACAUGCCUGUUGGUUCUGGGAAUCAUCCCUGGCAGGACUAGACGGUCUGUAAAUGAGGAUUGGACAGUGUGUCAACUUGAUCAUAAUCUCAGAUCAGAGGCGGCCGGGUUCAGAAGCAGUUUGUGGGCGUUAGGCAUUAUUGCUGUAUUCUGCUUUUCCGAGAAUGGUCGGAGGUGAGAAACUGAUUUUGCCACAGUAUCCCAAACCCUCCUUGGAGGUUGCAAGGCUCUGAGAUUAAAUUGGCACUUCCUUUUUGUAGCUGGGGCACCUGCAGUUAGGGAGAGCGUGUAGUUUUGACAUUGAAUGUAUCUUCCCCAUGUUUUGAUGACUAUUUUUUUUUAGGGCCACAGGCAGACAAAUCCUGUUCUAGAUCAAGAAUGAUCUCCCACCUGUGAGACACAACUCAGCUGGGAGAGCUAUUAGCCAAACACAAACACACACUUCUUUUGUGUGUGUGUAUAAAAAUAGCAAGCGAAAACAUUCCUAAGUGCUGCCACAGCAAGAAAUGUAUUUUGAAAAGCUUUUUUUUAAACAAAAAACAAAAA